Messenger RNA from Alternaria arborescens, 1548 nucleotides. Its product is annotated as ATP-dependent RNA helicase. Lineage: Eukaryota; Fungi; Ascomycota; Dothideomycetes; Pleosporales; Pleosporaceae. The record is from RefSeq and is a predicted model, not a curated record. The coding region runs from base 1 to 1548 and encodes 515 amino acids. Gene Ontology annotation, molecular function: nucleic acid binding; RNA helicase activity; ATP binding. The transcript has a single exon.
AUGGCGACCUCCGAUUACAGUGAUUCUGGUGCAUCCGACCAGGAAAUUCUCGAGGCACAAUCCGGAGCUAGGAAGAGAAGGAGACUGUCGCCGACCGAGGAUGUAAGCUCGGCUUCCGAAGCUGAAGUUGUCCAACCACUACCAGUCGCAGCCUCAUCAAUCUCGCGCAUCAAAGCAAAGCAGCAAAACGCGUCGGCAAACGAUGCCAAAUCCGCCGGAUCUGUUGGAACCACACCGAAAACCAAUCCUAAACUGGAUUUCGCGUCGCUCAAUGUAGCGCCAUGGCUCGUCAAGUCGCUCGCAAGCAUGGAGAUCAAGCGCCCAACUGGCAUCCAAGCCUCCUGUAUUCCUGAAAUUCUCAAGGGGAAAGACUGUAUCGGUGGCUCAAGAACUGGUACAGGUAAAACUAUAGCAUUUUCGUUACCGAUUCUGCAGAAAUGGGCGGAGGAUCCUAGUGGUAUCUUCGCCGUUAUUGUCACACCGACCCGCGAGCUCGCGAUCCAGAUCUACGAGCAAGUGAAAGCAAUUUCAGCGCCACAAUCGAUGAAACCCAUUCUGAUUACCGGAGGCUCAGACCAGCGCUCCCAAGCCAUCGCUCUGGCCUCACGACCCCACGUCGUCAUUGCAACACCAGGCCGGCUAGCAGAGCACAUCCGUACCUCGGGCGAGGACACAAUCUGUGGUCUCCGUCGCGUGCGCUUUGUUGUCUUUGAUGAAGCCGAUCGUCUACUCGCUCCAGGCAAAGGCUCCAUGCUGCCCGAUCUCGAGACCUGUUUAUCCGCUCUACCUCCCAAGGAAACACGGCAAACCCUUCUAUUUACUGCCACCGUGACGCCCGAGGUCCUGGCACUCAAAUCCCAGCCUCGAGCUCCAGGCCGUCUUCCAAUCUUCGUUUCCGAGGUCGAUACCGAGGAUUUAGCAAUUCCACCAAGACUGCAGCAAAAGUACCUUCAAACGCCAGUUACGCACAAGGAAUGUUAUCUUCACGUCUUGUUGAAUACACCAGAGAAUAGCAAAAAGAGUGUUAUUAUAUUCUGCAAUCGUACGAAGACAGCCACGCUCCUGGAGUACAUGCUGCGCCUCCUUGAUCACCGCGUCACUGCACUGCACUCUGGUCUCAAGCAAAACGAUCGUGUGGGUAACCUCGCUAGGUUCCGUGCGCAGGCUGCUAGGAUGCUCGUUGCUACUGAUGUUGCGGCCCGUGGUUUGGAUAUUCCAGAGGUGGCGCUUGUUAUCAACUUCGAUGUGCCCCGUGAUCCGGAUGAUUACAUCCAUCGUGUCGGUCGUACGGCGCGUGCUGGGAGGGUUGGUACGAGUAUCACUUUGAUUGGGCAGAGGGAUGUGGAGCUUGUACUGGCGAUUGAGUCGCGUGUGGGAAAGAAGAUGGAUGAGUUUGAGGAGGAAGGUGUUAGCGUUGAAGGCAGAGUCGUCCGAGAUGCCCUCAAGCCUGUAACUGAGAAGAAGCGCGAAGCUUUGUUGAGUAUAGAGGAGGGCAGAGAUGUGAUGGGCAAGCGACAGGUAAGUAUGAAGAAGAAGCGGGCGGAGUAG